Molecule: messenger RNA, 1561 nt
Organism: Exaiptasia diaphana
Lineage: Eukaryota; Metazoa; Cnidaria; Anthozoa; Actiniaria; Aiptasiidae
Exons: 8
Coding region: 75-1055 (326 amino acids)
Source: RefSeq, a predicted model, not a curated record
UGGUUAUCUUUGAGACUUUGAGAAGGAUUAUAACAAUAAAAGCAUGAAGACGAAGUCGUGAAGAAUACAAGAUCAUGAAUACUACAACUUAUAUACUCCUUCUUGUCCUUCUCUGCAUUAGAUUAAGCACGAGCCGCUAUACCUCUAAGCGUGCAUAUSACUCCACUAAAUCCAAAUCACGCCGUGAAGACUUUGUUGAUACAAGUCCGCUGACUGUAAGUCAAUACACUGGAAAAGGAAUGGAAACCUCAAAAAUACGAGCUUCGGUAGACACAGAAGGAACAGCAAGAGAUGUCCAGCCAGAUCCMAAAAYCAUAUCAGAAUACCUUGAUGCAGUACCUCAAGAUGACACUAAAAAAGCCGUGGCUCAGUAUCUGGACAAAAUGUCRGCUGGCGAGAAAAGAUGGCACACUAAAGAUCAUGGCGACCAGCUUAACGACGAAUUGCCGGACGCAGCUUUCUCAGACGAAGCCGUACAACAAGCGUCCGAAAACUUGGAAGACAGGAGUGAGGAAGACAUUGCCAUUAAGGAAGGAAUGCUUGCACACAAUAGCUUUCGUCUUCUUCACCAUGUACAGCCACUCCAAUGGAACGAAUCGUUAGCAGAACAAGCUCAACGCAUAGCCAAAACUAUUGCUAACGAUCCAAGCUCUUUUCAAGGAGAAUCCCCUGGGGAAAACAUUGCCCAAAUAUGGCAUGACUUUCCCCAUGCCCCUCUCAAAGCCUCGAAUAUUUGGUACAGUGAGAGAAAAGACUACAGCUUCUCAUAUCCAAAAUUUAAUGAUAAGAUUCGUCACUUUUCUCAAAUGGUUUGGAAAGGUACAAGUCAAGUUGGACUCGGUGUUGCAACAAAUCCAGCAGGAAAGUACAAAAUAGUGGUGGCUUUAUACUGGCCAAUCGGCAAUGACUUUCAUCCUAAAGAAUUAGAAACCAACAUCCUUAAACCAGGCGGAGGUCCAGACGUCUAUGCCACACUGAAGAACAACAUUACACGACCAAAUAAAGAGUUCAAGACACAUCACAAGAAACAUUUAUCACAAAACAAGAAAACAUGAACCUGAAUCACCUAAUUUAAUAAUAUUUUGCAGUUACAAAAAACAUUCACAUCGAAAUAGCUUAUAAACAAAAUCUGACAUCACACAAUUAAUGAACAAUGAUACAAGUUAUGAAUAAUUACAUUAGAAAUGUAUAGAAAAUAAACAAACUCMAAAGAGAGAAAAAUGAAAAAAGUACAAAGAUCGUGUCGUCGCUUACUUUGGAAAGUACGAUGAUAUAAGCUAUAGGUCUCCAAUCUCCCGCGUUAGCAGCGUGUUCCACAGGAAGAUCAUUGACGCCUAAUAGACUACACAGCUAAGGCAUUAUAAUUGCGAUAGUUUUCCAGUCGACGCAAGAAAUUAACCAUGAUUGGCUAAGGGUUCUCUAUUGGCUCACUAUUAGAGAGCGCGCAUGGGUGUCUACACAUUCCAUUAUGGUAUUGCAUUGUUAUUGGUGUAUUGACGUAUACAACCUACAUAGGAUUGCUUAUGUACUUGAAUUGUUCAAUUAAAUCUUAUUAUUAAAA